GGGGGCCGGGGGGGGCCGGGGGGGGAUACUUCUCGCGAGGUUUGGGGGUGAGUGCGAGAGCAGCGCCUGAGGAGCGGGCUGGGCAGGGAGCGGCUGAGGCAGCAGCGGGCGCAUCUCUACAUUGCUGAGACACUGGAUACUGGUUUCUUUAUAGCAAGGAAAAUCUAAAUUCCUUCAACUCUCAGGAUGGGGAAGGAUUAUUAUUCUAUUCUGGGAAUUGAAAAAGGGGCUUCUGAUGAGGAUAUCAAAAAGGCUUACAGAAAACAAGCCCUUAAAUGGCAUCCAGAUAAGAACAAAUCUCCCCACGCAGAGGAAAAAUUCAAAGAGAUUGCAGAAGCUUAUGAAGUGCUGAGUGAUCCCAAAAAGAGAGACAUUUAUGAUCAGUUUGGAGAAGAAGGUCUGAAGGGAGGAGCUGGAGGACCUGAUGGACAGGGUGGUACUUUCCGAUACUCCUUCCAUGGUGACCCACAUGCUACAUUUGCGGCUUUCUUUGGUGGCACGAAUCCUUUUGAGAUCUUCUUUGGAAGGAGGAUGCCUGGUGGCAGAGAUACUGAAGACAUGGAGGUGGAUGGUGAUCCAUUUGGAUCCUUUACCAGCUUCAGUAUGAAUGGUUUUCCAAGGGAAAGGAAUACAGUUGGUAGCCAAUUACGUCGUAAACAAGAUCCACCUGUAAUUCAUGAACUUAAGGUGUCAUUGGAAGAAAUAUAUCAUGGCUGCACAAAAAGGAUGAGGAUUUCACGUAAAAGGCUGAACCCAGAUGGUAGAAGUGUCCGAACAGAGGACAAAAUUCUCACUAUUGAGAUAAAAAGAGGAUGGAAGGAGGGCACUAAAAUUACUUUUCCAAAAGAAGGUGAUGAAACACCAAACACAAUUCCAGCUGACAUUGUUUUCAUCAUUAAAGAUAAACCUCACUCGCAUUUCAAGAGAGAUGGAUCAAAUAUUAUCUAUCCUGUUAAGAUCAGCUUAAGGGAGGCCUUGUGUGGCAGCUCUAUCAACGUGCCAACGAUAGAAGGAAGAACCAUACCCAUGACAGUAAAUGAAGUUGUAAAGCCUGGGAUGAGACGAAGAAUUAUAGGAUAUGGUUUGCCAUUUCCCAAAAAUCCUGACCAACGUGGAGACUUAAUUAUAGAGUUUGAAGUAGUUUUCCCAGAUAACAUUUCUCCAGCAUCAAAAGAAGUACUUAGGCGAAAUCUUCCAGUUUCAUAAAAUGAAGACUAUGUCAACUGUUUAAACAGGACACUGGAAAUGCAGAAGACUGGCAAGUCUGUGCUUUAAAAGUGCAAUCUGUAACAACUAGUGGAAUAUUUGUUUUUUGUUUCUGGGAUGGGUGGGGGGAAGUACUGUAAUGCUGCAUGAGAAGAAAAGGGUUAAGUACAAGUCACAGAUGACUUCUGCAGUAUAAUUUACAGGGAAAACCACUCAUUUUAUUUUAGAUCUUCCUAAUCAGAAAAGUUUAUUCAGUAUUUUGCUUAAUGUAAAGUGUAGUCAGUUUUUACAAAGUCAAUGCAUACUUCUGAUGAAGUACUUGAGCCUCCGAGUACUUUAUUUCAUAAUAUCCCUACUGUAUCUAUAACAUUACCUGUUUAUAUGGAAAUCGGACAUAGUAGUAGAAAUACACACAUGCACAAGUAUUUUAAAUUGCAAAAUAUAAAAGAUAAUAUUUUGUUAUGUUGCCUUCCACUGCACAAAGCAUAGACGGGGAAAAUCCGCUUGGCCUCCUGAACUACCCCCCAGUGAAGUGAAAAAAAUCUUUAUUGCCCAAGAACGUGAGAGGACUACAUUGUAAGCUGAGCUAAGAGUGUGUAGCUUGAAGAGAAAGUAGCCAUUUGCAAUGGGAUAGUUCCUCAGGCUACAGGCAGAACAGCAAGAAAGGAUUCUACAAGUACAUAAACAGCAAAUGUGGGCCUGCUGUCAGAUGCAGCAGGGAUACUGGGUAAUAAACAACAUGGCUAAGGCUGAGGUACUCAGUGCCUUCUUUGCCUCAGCCUUUAAUAGUAAAAUCAGGCUUCAGGAAUCCCAGGCCCCUGAGACUUAGAUGGGAAGCCUGGAACAAGGAAGAGCUACCCUCAGUGGUGGUGAACUGGGGAAGGGUGCUCUUAAACUGGAUGUACAGAAAUUCAUGAGGCCUGACAGGUUGCACCCAGAAGUGCCGAGGGAGCUGGCUAAUACCAUUGCAAGGCCUCUCUUAAUUAUCUUUGGUUGUAGAAUUUGGGAAAGGUUCCUGUAGAAUGGGAGAGAGCAAACAUCACUCCUAUUUUCAAGAAGAACAAGAAAGAAGAUAGCUGAUCUACAGGCCAGUCAGCUUCACCUCAGUUCCUGGAAAGGUGAUAGAGAAAAUCCACUUGGAAAGCAUUUCAAAAUGCAUGAAGGACAAGGAGGUCCAUAGUCAACAUAGAUUUACAAAGGGGAAAUCACGCUUGACCAACUUUAUAGGCAAACUGGCAAAGUACAGGUUAGAUAAGUGGACAUUAGAGUUGGAAUAAAAACAGGCUGAAGGAAUGGGUGCAGCGGGUUGCAAUCAGUAGCACAAGGUCUACUUGAAGGUUAGUCACUAGUGGUAUACUCCAGGGCUCAAUACUGAAGCCAAUACUAUUCAACACUUUCAUUAAAGGCCUGGAUAAGGGGAUGGAAUGCACCCUCAGCAAACUUGCAGAUCACACAGAACCGGGAGGAGUAGCUGAUAUCACUGUAUGAUUGUGCUGCUAUGCAGAGGGGCUUUGACAGAGCAGUGAGCUGGACAUAGAAGAAAGUUCAGUGAGGAAGAAAAAGUCCUGAUCCCUGAGGGUUAAGUCCAGGCACCAGCACACCCUGGGAGCUGAAGGACUGGAAAACAGACUUGCUGAGAAAAGACUGAGGUCCUGACAGACAACAAACUGACCAUGAGCCAGCAACGUGUCUUUGCAUCAGAUAAGGCCAAUGGUAUCUUGAGCUGCACUAGAAAGCUUUGUCUGCAGGUCAAGGGAGGUGAUCCUUCCUCUUUACUCCUCAGUGAUGAGACUGCAUUUGGAAUACUGUGUCUGGUUGUGGGCUCCCCAGCAGAAGAAAGAUACUGACUGGCUGGAGUGAGUCUGUGAGAGGCUGAGAGAGCUGGAACUCAGCCUGGAGAAGAGAAGGCUUCAGGGGAUAACUACCUUAAAGGAGGGAAUGAAGACAGGGAGCCAGACUUCGCAGUAGCACCCUGUAACAGGGCAAGAGACAGUGGACGCAAACUAAAGCACAGGAAUUUAUAUCUGAGCACAAGGAAGCACUUGGUUUUUACUCUGAGGGUGGUCAAACACCAGAACAGGUUGCCCAGAGAUGUUGUGGAGUCUCCAUCCAUGGAGAUACUCAGAACCCAACUGGACAUAGUGCUGGUCAACCUGCUUUAGGUGGUCAUGCUUGAGUAGGGGUAUUGGGCUAGAUGAUCCCCAAGACAUUGCUUCCAACCUAAAGGAUUCUGUGAACUUUGACGUAGCAGUUUUCACAAGACAGUGUUAAGGACCACGUUUUGCAAAUGAGGCUUAGCCCAAAGAUGGGUGAUGCUGAUGUGAUAGCUGAAAUCCAUAGGAAGUAGGUCGUUAAUGGAGUGGAAAGAUGCACAAAGAACACUGUAGAAGUGCACUGUAGUACAGGUGUUUAAAAGAUCAUGCUGAUCUCAAGUAUGCAUUAUUUUCAAAGACUGAACUUAACUCCAACAAUGAAGAAAAAGCCCAGGUACUACCUAAAGAAAAGUCUGCCUAAGAAAAAAUAGGAUAGGGGUUGCCCAUAAACUUUUUAUGUGAUUGCAUUGAUUCUUUUUUUGAAUGCAAAUAUUAUUUACUUGUUUUUAGAGUUGAAAGGCGCAUAGGGAAAGAGAGCCCACUGUAAUAGUCUAGUUUUAUAAUAUAGUACUAGGGCUGGUUCCCUUGACUGUGGCUUGAUUUUGGUGGAAGAAAUGCCUUGCAGAUGUUCUCAUUACUUGAGUUUAAAACCUUAACACAGUGCUUUAGCAACAAUUUCAAAAAUUUUUCUUCAUAAGAAGAAAGAACUUAGAAUUUGCUGUUAGCCUUUGCCUGUGGAAAUUCAGUAGUUACCUGCUCUGCUAGGUAGCUUAAAAAAUAGCAGUGUUAUCUUCAUAUAAGUGAUUUUCUGUGGAAAAGUAAAUCAUAUAGAAGUUGGGAAUUAAUUACAAUAGCUUUUUAACAAGCACAGAGAAUCCCAUUUUUUGUUACUCAAAGGACUAGAACUUCUGAGAGAUGCUGUUUGAGUCAACUUUUCAACUGCUGAUCUCUUUGUAUAUUGUCUGUUGUAUUCCUAGAUCUACAAGGAGCUGAACAAAUGCUGGAGCAGUAUCACAAAGGGAAAAACUUGUUGCUUAGUGCUUAUGCAUAGUGUUAAUGCUAUAUAUUGUUUGUUUUUUUUUUUUUUUUAAAAAAAACACAGUGUGUUCUGUAUUGCAUUUCUUAUGUGGUUUUUAAGUAAAAAGUGUAAACUUGUUUUUUAAUUUCCUUUUCAUCUUUUGUUAUGAUGGCAGAUGCGAAAAGCAACUU
Molecule: messenger RNA, 4508 nt
Organism: Oxyura jamaicensis (ruddy duck)
Lineage: Eukaryota; Metazoa; Chordata; Aves; Anseriformes; Anatidae
Gene: DNAJB4
Product: DnaJ heat shock protein family (Hsp40) member B4
Exons: 4
Coding region: 187-1206 (339 amino acids)
Cellular component (GO): cytosol
Molecular function (GO): protein-folding chaperone binding
Source: RefSeq, a predicted model, not a curated record